Komagataella phaffii GS115 is the source of this 2241-nucleotide messenger RNA. RefSeq lists its product as hypothetical. Lineage: Eukaryota; Fungi; Ascomycota; Pichiomycetes; Pichiales; Pichiaceae. Bases 1 to 2241 code for a protein of 746 amino acids. The transcript has a single exon. Gene Ontology annotation, molecular function: zinc ion binding; DNA binding; DNA-binding transcription factor activity, RNA polymerase II-specific. Gene Ontology annotation, biological process: regulation of DNA-templated transcription; DNA-templated transcription. The record is from RefSeq and is a predicted model, not a curated record.
AUGUCAGAUAAGGACAUACCCUCAUCGUUGACCAUCUCUCCCUGGUCAAUAAAACCGGCUGCUAAGAAAAAGAAAAUUUCUCAAGAUAAGACGAACUCAUCCACUGCACCUAAUACUCAUCUAUACGGCAAAGUGAUACGGCAUGACAAAGAGAAAAGAAAUAAGGCUUGUAACAGCUGCAGAAAGUCCAAAAUCAAAUGUGAAAGCAGCUUAGAACAGGAUAAUGCUCCCUGUAAAAGAUGUUUAAACCAUGGGCUUCAAUGUGUUUAUGAAUACAAAAUUCCAAGCUAUAAAGUUAUUGGCGGCUCAAGUGUCAACGAGGUACUGGAUAACUCAAAAAAUAACUUUAGACCAACCGAAAAGGCAGAUAUCUCCAAAAUUUUGAACCCCCAAUCGUCGCAGGUACUCACCACUUCUACCAACCAGGCAAGCGAAACACCAAUACAGAAUUCAAAUAAUCAAGGUUGGAAGUCGUCAGUGGAGAACCGUUUGCAAAACUUUGACUCCACUCUCACCGAUAUUUUAAGCCUACUUAGAGAUCGGCAGAAUGGAAAAAGUCAAGAACCUUCCAUUUCGGCUACUAUAGACUCAAUACUAACAUUGGAAGAUGCUCAUAUAUUGUUUGACUAUUUUGAUACAAACAUUACACCUCAACUAUUUGGUUUUGAUCUUUCUAGUUAUUCGGUUAAUGAGUUGAGGGCAACUUCACCUAUACUUUUUAUUACCAUCUGUUGCAUAUCCUCAAUUCAUCAUAUCGACUUUAAACACAUACAUGAGUCCCUCAAAGGGCUUUUAGAAAAGUUAUCUCAGGACGUUUUACAAAAUCCACCGAAUAACGAAGUAGAAGCUUUCAACACUAUAAUUGCAUUAUGUAUAUCCGGUUUCUGGUUUCAAAAGAAUCAAAUCUUUACUGGACUGGCUCUCCAGCUAGCCAAGAAUAUGAACCUAAAUGUCCCAGUAAGAAAAAAUAAAAGAAAGAGGAGAAAUUCAAACUCAAGAUCAAUAUCCGAUAAGGAUCGUUUGAAGUUAUGGUAUCUACUGUUCAUUCUGGAUGGACAUCAGUCACUAGCUUUCAAUAGGCAACCGCUAUUAAGUUCUAAUGACCCUGCUCUUACUCAUAGUAGACAAUUGCUUUCAUCGGAAAGUGUUAGGGACAAGUACUGUGAAGCCCUGAGAGAAAACCCUUCAACUGAAUUGAUACUAAAUGGAAGUCCUCCAGGAAGUUCAUCUGACACGGACUCUCCUUCAAAAGUGACGAAUGGCUCAAGUACAUCUGACCAGUCCCACGAGUUAAAAUAUUCUGAUUUGAGACUAGUAUCUCAAGUGGAAUACAACCAAGCAAUCAGUGAAGUGUUUAGAGGAAAUGCAUGGGACCUCUUAACUCCUGCUUCAUUUGGAAUCCCGUUUAAAAGUAACGUUGAACUGGAUAAAUGGAUGGUUCAAUGGACGGUGCUACUUUCCCCCAUGCAUUCGAAUAAUAUCUGGUCUUCAAAGUCCACCUUAAUUUAUUACAAUUUUGCAAAAAUGCAUAUCAACUCCCUCUCCGUGAGGAAGCUGCAUACAGAUGGGUCUUCAUUUCCCGAGUGGAAGGAUGAUGAAGAUGAGGAUGAUGAGUCAUUGAGCAACACAGAAUACGAAAAUAAAAGAGCCCAAGUAUCAAUUUGUAAGGAGAACAGUCAUAGUAGUGACUCAGACGACUCAGAUUCUGAUGAUGAAUUUAUUACUCACUCUCCAGUGGUGUCACAGCGUGAAAGUCUGAAGGUGUCUUCUCAGAUAGCAGUGUCUGCGGCCGAAACAGUUUUGAAUUUAGUACUCAGUGACAACGAUAUAAUCAGUGCAUUAAGGUUUGUUCCCGUACACGUUCAUGUGAUGCUUUACUACGCUGCGAUGCUAGUCAUAAACUCACCUACCCUUUUAAGGACGCACUUCACAGGUUCCAAGAACCACAAAGGAAAAAAAGAAGAUCCUAACUUAACUGCAGUCAAAAUCGUUAAAAAGCUAAGAAACUUAAUUUACCACCACAAGCCUAUAGACCGAAAGUUUGCUGAAAUUGUCAUUCUAGGUUUGGAUAAACUAUUGGCUGACAAGCAUUCCACGUUAAAAAACGAAUCUUCAGUUGAUCCUUCGACACUUCAGAAAGUUUUUAAUGUUCUUCAUGAGGAUGAAAUAAACUUUAGAGAGGAGUCCAAGUUAGCUGAAAAGAUAUUUGCAUGGCCUGGAACAAAUCAUGGCCAUCCUUGA